CAUCUCACCCUUCUCUCCUUCUCGCCGUGUCUCCCGCCGGCGACCACCGCACCAGCAGCUCCCGCGCCAUGGCGGACUCGGCUGCGCCCCGCCCCACCGUCCUCGUCACCGGAGCCGGCGGCCGCACAGGCCAUCUCGUCUUCAGCAAGCUCAAGGAGAGAUCCGACCAGUUCGCCGCGAGGGGCCUGGUGAGGACGGAGGAGAGCAAGCAGAGGAUCGGGGGAGCCGACGACGUCUUCGUCGCCGACAUCAGGGAGGCGGACCACCUCGCGCCCGCCGUCCAGGGCGUCCACGCGCUCGUCAUCCUCACCAGCGCCUCCCCGAAGAUGAAGCCCGGGUUCGACCCUGCCAAAGGCGGCCGCCCCGAGUUCUACUACGAGGACGGAGCCUACCCUGAACAGGUGGAUUGGAUUGGGCAGAAGAAUCAGAUUGAUGCCGCCAAAGCAGCUGGUGUGAAGCACAUUGUGUUGGUGGGAUCCAUGGGCGGAACGAAUCCUAACCAUCCACUGAACAGCCUUGGCAAUGGCAAUAUAUUGAUCUGGAAGCGCAAGUCCGAACAGUAUCUGGCAGACAGUGGAGUCCCUUAUACAAUAAUAAGGCCUGGUGGUCUGCAAGACAAAGAUGGGGGAGUGAGGGAGCUUAUUGUUGGGAAAGACGAUGAGCUUCUCCAGACCGACACUAAGGCAAUUCCUAGGGCUGAUGUGGCUGAAGUUUGUGUUCAGGCCCUGCAGUACGAAGAGGUGAAGUUCAAGGCAUUUGAUUUGGCUUCAAAGCCUGAAGGUGUGGGCACACCGACAAAAGAUUUCAAGGCGCUGUUUUCCCAGGUCACAGCACGGUUUUGAGUCACCAGACAAGUAGCGUACUCACAUUUCUAGCUUUUCGACUCGUAUGAGAGGAUCUUGAUGUCUAAGCGGAUAGGUUUGUGCGUUAUGAAGUAUAGACCAGUGUAAUUGUACAAUCGUUUUAUCAAUAAAGCUGAAAAGAACUUCCUGCAA
Lolium rigidum is the source of this 995-nucleotide messenger RNA. RefSeq lists its product as uncharacterized. The transcript is spliced from 7 exons. Gene Ontology annotation, cellular component: chloroplast. Lineage: Eukaryota; Viridiplantae; Streptophyta; Magnoliopsida; Poales; Poaceae. The record is from RefSeq and is a predicted model, not a curated record. Gene Ontology annotation, molecular function: oxidoreductase activity. Bases 69 to 842 code for a protein of 257 amino acids.